This is a messenger RNA of Nycticebus coucang (slow loris), 1126 nucleotides long. It is a transcript of the gene RPL7, whose product is annotated as ribosomal protein L7. Lineage: Eukaryota; Metazoa; Chordata; Mammalia; Primates; Lorisidae. Gene Ontology annotation, cellular component: cytosolic large ribosomal subunit. The record is from RefSeq and is a predicted model, not a curated record. Gene Ontology annotation, biological process: maturation of LSU-rRNA from tricistronic rRNA transcript (SSU-rRNA, 5.8S rRNA, LSU-rRNA). Gene Ontology annotation, molecular function: structural constituent of ribosome; RNA binding. The transcript has 7 exons. Bases 129 to 908 code for a protein of 259 amino acids.
UAAACCAGGCAGUUCUUAAUUUUGCGUUUGUCGGGCGAGUUUUCAGUUCUGGAUUCUUUUCUGGCUUAUCCUCGGACACCUUUGAGUCGUGGGGCUUCACCGUCGCCGUCUUUAAGUGGGCAGUGCGCAUGCGCCAGCUUCCUCUUUUUCCGGCUGGAACCAUGGCGGCUGUUGAAGAGAAGAAAAAGAAGGUUCCUGUUGUGCCAGAAACGCUUAAGAAAAAGCGAAAGAAUUUCGCAGAGCUGAAGAUCAAGCGUCUGAGAAAGAAGUGUGCCCAAAAGAUGCUUCGAAAGGCAAGGAGGAAACUUAUCUAUGAAAAAGCUAAGCAUUAUCAUAAAGAAUAUAGGCAGAUGUACAGAACUGAGAUUCGGAUGGCUAGGAUGGCAAGAAAAGCUGGCAACUUCUAUGUACCUGCAGAACCAAAAUUGGCAUUUGUCAUCAGGAUCAGAGGUAUCAAUGGUGUGAGUCCAAAGGUCCGAAAAGUGUUGCAGCUUCUUCGCCUUCGCCAGAUCUUCAAUGGAACUUUUGUUAAGCUCAACAAGGCUUCCAUUAACAUGCUGAGGAUUGUAGAACCGUAUAUUGCAUGGGGGUACCCAAAUCUGAAGUCAGUAAAUGAGCUAAUCUACAAGCGUGGUUAUGGCAAAAUCAAUAAGAAACGAAUUGCGUUGACUGAUAACAGUUUGAUUGCACGAUCUCUUGGUAAAUAUGGCAUCAUCUGCAUGGAGGAUCUGAUUCAUGAGAUCUAUACUGUUGGAAAACGCUUCAAAGAAGCAAAUAACUUCUUGUGGCCCUUUAAGUUAUCAUCUCCACGGGGAGGGAUGAAGAAAAAAACAACCCACUUUGUAGAAGGUGGAGAUGCUGGUAAUAGGGAAGAUCAAAUUAAUAGGCUUAUUAGAAGAAUGAACUAAGGUAUCUGCCCUGAUUGUUUUUGUAAUCUGGUCAGUUAAUAAACAGUGACUGCUUUCAAAUUGAAAUGUACUGCUGUAUUUGUGAUUUUUUUUUUUUUUUUGAGACAGUCUUACUUUGUCAUCCUCAGUAGGGUGCUGUGCUGUCACAGCUCACAGCAACCUCAAACGCUUGGGCUCAAGCGAUCUCUUGCCUCAGCCUCCCAAGUAGCUGCCACCGC